GCACUAGCUAGCUCUAGCUUCGCCAUUGCAUUCGCUUACUGGGAGUACGUCUGGUACUUGCACAACUAGCUAUAUAUAUCAUGGCGCCCUACAUUGUCGUCAACAAAACCGUGAUCGCAUUCACAGCGGUGGCCCUGACGAUUCUUGCUGUGAAAACCAUGAUGGCCGAGGCCCGAGACCUGUCGUCCACCUCCACCGGUGGCUAUGGCGAGGAAGCCAUGAAAGUGAGGCAUCAGCAGUGGAUGGCGGAGCACGGCCGCACCUACAGGGACGAGGCUGAGAAGGCGCACCGGUUCCAGGUAUUCAAGGCGAACGCCGAUUUUGUUGACGCGUCCAAUGCCGCAGGUGACGACAAGAAGAGCUAUCGGAUGGAGCUCAACGAGUUCGCCGACAUGACCAACGACGAGUUCAUGGCCAUGUACACUGGCUUGAGACCAGUCCCGGCAGGGGCAAAGAAGAUGGCCGGUUUCAAGUACGGGAACGUGACUCUUUCAGACGCCGACGACAACCAGCAGACGGUUGACUGGAGGCAGAAAGGCGCGGUCACCGGUAUCAAGAACCAGGGCCAGUGUGGUUGUUGCUGGGCCUUCGCUGCGGUGGCGGCCGUGGAGGGCAUCCACCAGAUUACGACGGGCAACUUGGUGUCGUUAUCGGAGCAGCAGGUGCUGGACUGCGACACCGAGGGGAACAACGGCUGCAACGGCGGCUACAUCGACAAUGCCUUCCAAUACAUCGCCGGCAACGGCGGCCUCGCCACCGAGGACGCCUACCCGUACACCGCCGCGCAGGCCAUGUGCCAGUCCGUGCAGCCGGUGGCCGCCAUCAGCGGCUACCAGGACGUGCCGAGCGGCGACGAGGCAGCGCUCGCCGCGGCCGUCGCCAACCAGCCGGUGUCGGUUGCCAUCGACGCACAUAACUUCCAGCUCUACGGUGGCGGGGUGAUGACCGCGGCCAGCUGCAGCACGCCGCCGAACCUGAACCACGCCGUCACGGCGGUAGGCUACGGCACGGCGGAGGAUGGGACCCCGUACUGGCUGCUCAAGAACCAGUGGGGCCAGAACUGGGGAGAGGGAGGAUACCUCAGGCUCGAGAGAGGCGCAAACGCCUGUGGUGUCGCCCAGCAAGCCUCCUACCCGGUCGCAUGAUGAAUACGUAAGGGUCGAAAAGAAAACAUAUAUUCUACACACACGAAGGCAUGCAUAAGAAUGACUACUAAGGAAUAAAGCAUGCAAACACAUUGACAGAAUGACAGUACAUACAUGCAUAGCGUAAAAUUGAAUCACAAUUGUCAUGUACAACACUCAAGAUAUCAUUUAUUUCUAUUUGGCCUUCUUUUCAAAGAUCGCUAUUAUAUAUAUACAUGUAAGGUAACAAGAUUUUAU
Messenger RNA from Zea mays, 1382 nucleotides. RefSeq names its product Senescence-specific cysteine protease SAG12. The record is from RefSeq and is marked provisional. Gene Ontology annotation, biological process: proteolysis. Lineage: Eukaryota; Viridiplantae; Streptophyta; Magnoliopsida; Poales; Poaceae. The coding region runs from base 81 to 1145 and encodes 354 amino acids. Gene Ontology annotation, molecular function: cysteine-type peptidase activity. The transcript has 2 exons.